AUGUGGAAUGUCCGGGGGCUGAAUAAGAGAGACCAUCAGCUCGCAGUUAAGGACCUCGUCUCGGAACACAGGUUACAUUUUAUGGGCAUAUUAGAAACUCGUGUUCAAUAUAACAAUAUUAUGCAUAUUCAGUCGUUUUUGCUCCCUCAUUGGAAAUGGUUUGUUGAUUAUGUGUCUGUGGGUAACCGUAUUUGGGUAACAUGGGAUGACAAUGUUGUUGAUGUUCAUAUUCUUGAAUUGGGGAAUGAAUUUGUGCAUCGUCGCGUCAGUAAUAGGGCUGAUAGUGAAUCCCUCACUAUCACCGUUGUUUAUGGUGCGUCUGAGAUGAUUGAUCGUAGGAGUUUAUGGAAUACUUUGGAAACAUUGUCCCGGGAGCAAAGGGAUGAUCCCUGGCUGGUGGGGGGGGAUUUCAAUGCAGUUCGAGAAAUGAAUGAGGUGUGUGGAGUUUCUGGUGAUAUAAGGACGACCAUGGAAGAAUUCAAUGCUGCUAUCCAGGAGGCCGGGUUAAUACCAUUGCCCAUGCAGGGUGAAUGUGUGCAGAAUAUCUGGCAACAUUCUAUUAUUGGGGUUCCUAUGUUUGCGGUAACACGUAAACUUAAAGCACUAAAGCCGGUCUUCAGGGAACAAAGGAGAAAGAAGGGGGAUUUAACACUCAAUGUUCAAUUAGCCAAAGGAUUUCUUGAUGAGGCGCAACAGCUGGUGAGGAAUGAUAGACAGAAUGAGGCACUUUUACAGCUAGAACACUGUUGCCGACUGGUUUAUGCAAAAGCGAGAAGAGUGGCGAUUAUGGAACAGAUCAAUGAUGAUUAUGGAACAAGCCACACAGAACCAGGAGAGAUCAUCAAUGAAUUUGUCCAUUGCUACCAAAACCCCUUGGGCGGUAACAGAAGACAGAUACUUAUAGAUAUUGGAUUUCUCAGACCGUGGGCUAGGCAUAUUCUUUCUAAUGAAGAGGCUAGCCAUCUUAUUUCGACUUUCACUCCGGAUGAUGUGAAGCAAGCGGUUUUUGAUAUAGCAGAAGACAAGGCACCAGGCCCUGAUGGGUAUUCAUCUGGCUUCUUUAAAGCAGCAUGGCCAGUGGUGGGACAAGAAGUUACAAAGGCGGUACUAGACUUCUUUAGAACCGGCAAAUUACUCAAGCAAGUCAACUCCACAAGUUUGGCUCUAAUCCCAAAGGAAUUGUUCACAGGAUAUAAUCAGAUGAGGCUACCACCUCGGUGUGCCCUGAAAGUUGAUAUUAGGAAGGCCUACGAUACGGUGGAGUGGGACUUCCUACUAGCAGUCUUGCAAUUGUUUGGCUUCCCACAAACAUUCACAAAGUGGAUUGAAGAGAUAUGCAAUUCAUUUACCAUUGGAAAUGUGAGUCGGCCAAAGUAUUCCAGCUGGGAUUCGCUGAUGACCUCCUGCUUUUCUGUAGAGCUGACUUGGACUCUCUCAGAGUCCUCAAGAUGGGAUUGGAUCGAUUUGCAGAAUGGUCUGGACUUCGGCUGA
Molecule: messenger RNA, 1491 nt
Organism: Sesamum indicum (sesame)
Lineage: Eukaryota; Viridiplantae; Streptophyta; Magnoliopsida; Lamiales; Pedaliaceae
Source: RefSeq, a predicted model, not a curated record